AUGGCAGAACCCCACCCUUUCCCUAAUACCAUCAAGACAGAACUUCGGACGGAGAUACUAUUGUUCAACAUACUACAGAGGCUGCCGUUCAAAUCUCUACGCCGAUUCAUGUCUGUUUGCAGGCAAUGGUACUCGUUAAUAACGACCCCAUUGUUCAACAUACUACCGAGGCUGCCGGCCAAAUCUCUAUGCCGUUUCAUGUCUGUUUGCAAGCAAUGGCACUCGGUAAUAACAACCCCGGCGUUUGCCAAGAUACAUCUCCACCAUCUAACCAACAACGACGAUCAAAACCACUACAAAUUUCUUGUCUUAUCUCUCUCAGAACCAUACAGGUUCCACACCAUGGAUUGUGAAACACCUAAAGAUCCUUCGCCAGCCACCCGCUUCGUGCCAUUUGAAGGCGCCAGUUGGGAAACCUUUUCGAUUGUAACAUCUUUGCAUGGAAUGUUAUGUGUAGGAAUAACUAAGUCUUCUCGGGAAGAUGCUGAAUACUCUGAUCUAAUUCUAUGGAAUCCUUUGAUGGGUGAGUAUAAGACGUUGUCUAAAGCUGGUUCCGACACCAUAUGUUACAUGAAGACUAAAAGUCCAUUUGGAUUGUACUACAGCUCUUCUGAUAACGACUACAAGAUUCUACGUGUCACCGGCUAUCAUGGUGGUUAUAUAUACUCGUUGAAAUCUGACUCGUGGAGAAAGGUCGUCAUUGAAACAUAUAACUUCGAGCCGCGGCUUUACGGCUGGUUCUCAUAUACUUGGGAGCCAACUGCUUUGUUGAAUGAAAAAUUGUAUUUCUUAAAACAAGAAUGUUAUGGAAACUGUAUUCGAAACUCAUAUGCGAUUAUGAUGUUCGACACAAAGACGGAAAAGUUCACUGCGAUUGCAGCUCCUUCUUUCAAAUACCAAUUAACAACCUGUUCGAGUUUCAUGGUUCACAGAGAUCGAAUCCACUUGUGUGUCACUAUUUCGGGAGGAAACUGUGUAUUUAAUGACAACAUCGAGUUAUGGAGGAUGGAUGGAGAUGGAGAUUGGACGAAGGUGGUAAAUUAUCGGCCGAUGUCAAUUUUUCUGUGGCAUGAAUACCCAAUGCACUUGAUGAGGAAUGGAGACUGGCUUAUGCAUUCACGUAAAAUUGGAGGUGGCAUUCUCCAACUAGAUAUGGACAAGCAAACUACAGACGUGGUGUAUCCAAAUAUGAAUACAGGCAUUUAUAUCCCUCUAAGAGGCAAAUACAUCGAGACUAUUGUGUCACCCAAUCAAUAUACGAAGAAACAUCUCCAUCAGACUCUUUUAACCUGA
Lactuca sativa (garden lettuce) is the source of this 1293-nucleotide messenger RNA. Its product is annotated as putative F-box protein At5g47300. Gene Ontology annotation, molecular function: protein binding. Lineage: Eukaryota; Viridiplantae; Streptophyta; Magnoliopsida; Asterales; Asteraceae. The record is from RefSeq and is a predicted model, not a curated record.